Microthlaspi erraticum is the source of this 1071-nucleotide messenger RNA. Lineage: Eukaryota; Viridiplantae; Streptophyta; Magnoliopsida; Brassicales; Brassicaceae. The record is from the annotation of a GenBank genome assembly.
AUGAUGUCUCUUAGAAACGUUCUGCCUCCGGCAAAACAACCAACCCCUACGUCAACGUUUUAUGAUCACUCAAACGAUCUGCAACGUUUCAUUGAGCCUGAGUCUAAAAUAUUCUCUGAUAACUCAGUACCUAUUUACCUGAAGCGACAAAGUUUUCGUCCUAGGAAACCUGAGGAUUUUGGAGACGGUGGUGCGUUCCCAGAGAUUCAUGUUUCUCAGUGUCCUCUUGGAAUGGGUAGCGUUGGAACCAAUAAGCAUGGAUCCAAGAUACUGCCUGUUUCUGUGGAUGCACAUGGAAACCUUGUCUUUGACGGCAUUGUGAGGCAGAAUGAGAACUCGAAAAAGAUUGUUUACUCUCAACAUAGUGAUCUCAUUCCGAAGACACUGAAAAACGAGGGAGAUCACGUUGAUGAGGAUGAUGACUUGGAGAAGAAGACAACCGAAGAAACAAAAGCUGCCUUUGAAAAGAUUGUGAAUGCAUCACAGCCUAACAAUGUAGUGAAGCAAUCAGGUGACUCAAAGAUUAUUAAAUAUAAGCCAUCACAGCAAUCUUCUUCAUCAUUCAAUUCCGGUGCUAAAGAGAGGAUCGUUAGGGUUUCAGAGAUGCCUACAGAUCCACUUGAUCCACCAAGGUUUAAGCACAAGCGGGUUCCAGUGGCUUCUGGUUCUGAAAACCCUGUUCCUAAAGGUUACACGAUCCCUCUUGAUAAACGUCUUGCAGCUGAUGGAAGAGCCUUGCAAGAGGCUCAGGUCAAUGAUAAGUUCGCCAAGUUAUCAGAGUCGCUUUAUGUAGCUGAGCAGAUAAGUAGAGAGGCUGUUUCGAUGCGGUCAAAGAUUCAAAGCGAGAUGGUGAUGAAGGAGAAGGAAAGAAAAGAGCAGGAGUUGAGAGAUCUUGCCCUAAAGGCUCGUUCUGAAAGAACUAGUACUGCUGCGAGUGAAAGUGGGAUUGAGAGGGAGAAGAUUCGAGAAGAGCGUCGCAGGGAGAGAGAGAGAGGGAGAGAAGGUUGGAAGGUAAAGAUGCAUCCAUGGGUAAGAAGAGCAAGAUCACAAGGGACAGAGACCGUGACGUGA